Dromaius novaehollandiae (emu) is the source of this 21820-nucleotide messenger RNA. It is a transcript of the gene RYR2, whose product is annotated as ryanodine receptor 2. The coding region runs from base 283 to 15315 and encodes 5010 amino acids. The transcript is spliced from 107 exons. NCBI's taxonomy places the organism in Eukaryota, Metazoa, Chordata, Aves, Casuariiformes, Dromaiidae. The record is from RefSeq and is a predicted model, not a curated record. Gene Ontology annotation, molecular function: ryanodine-sensitive calcium-release channel activity; calcium ion binding; protein binding. Gene Ontology annotation, biological process: release of sequestered calcium ion into cytosol by sarcoplasmic reticulum; striated muscle contraction; intracellular calcium ion homeostasis. Gene Ontology annotation, cellular component: sarcolemma; sarcoplasmic reticulum membrane; smooth endoplasmic reticulum.
GCCCUCUCCUCCCCCGGCUGGGCACGCCCCCCGUGCCCGGCGCUAGCGCGGAGGCGGUGGGCAGCGCUGUCAACCUGCUGCAGACACAGGGCACCCGCGCGCCGCUCGCUGCCGGGGCCGGGGCCGGGGCCGGGCUGGGGCUGCCGGCUGCGCCGCGCUCGCACUUGCCCCAGCCCGGUGCGGCGCGUCCCUGAGCGUCCUGCUCCGCCACCCGCCGCCGCCGCCUCCCCGCGGGGAGCCGCCGCCGCCCGCCCGGGCACCGGGAGAGAGAGAGGGGGAGCCAUGGCUGAGGGGGGCGAGGGCGAAGACGAGAUCCAGUUCCUGCGAACUAAUUACAGUUUGACAAUUGGAACCACAUCUAGAGCUUGGGAAGCGCACUUUGUUGUAGAUGAUGAAGUGGUUCUGCAGUGCACGGUAACUGUCCACAAGGAGCAACAGAAACUGUGUCUAGCUGCAGAAGGGUUCGGCAACAGGCUUUGCUUUCUGGAAUCCACAUCAAAUUCUAAGAAUGUGCCCCCGGACUUGUCCAUCUGCACCUUCGUGCUGGAGCAGUCCCUGUCAGUUCGAGCCCUCCAGGAAAUGCUGGCCAACACAGAGGAAAAGGCAGAAGGGCUAGUUGAUGUGGAAAAAUGGUCUGCGCAAGGUGGUGGUCAUCGAACACUGCUCUAUGGGCACGCGAUCCUGUUGCGCCAUUCCUACAGCGGCAUGUAUCUGUGUUGCCUCUCUACAUCUCGCUCUUCAAUGGAUAAGCUGGCAUUUGAUGUAGGAUUGCAAGAGGAUACAACAGGUGAGGCGUGCUGGUGGACCAUCCAUCCAGCUUCCAAGCAACGAUCAGAAGGAGAAAAAGUGCGUGUUGGAGAUGAUCUUAUUUUAGUCAGUGUCUCUUCAGAAAGAUACUUGCAUCUUUCUUAUGGCAAUGGGAGCUUACACGUUGACGCAGCCUUCCAGCAAACACUCUGGAGUGUAGCCCCAAUCAGUUCAGGAAGUGAAGUUGCCCAAGGCUAUCUGAUAGGAGGAGAUGUUCUGAGGUUAUUGCAUGGCCACAUGGACGAAUGCUUGACAGUCCCUUCUGGUGAACACGGAGAAGAACAAAGAAGAACUGUCCAUUAUGAAGGUGGUGCUGUGUCAAUUCACGCCCGUUCCCUUUGGCGACUAGAGACUCUAAGAGUUGCGUGGAGUGGCAGCCACAUUAGAUGGGGACAGCCAUUCCGGCUAAGACAUAUAACAACAGGGAAAUAUUUAAGCCUCCUGGAUGACAAGAGUCUUCUUCUUACAGACAAAGAGAAAGCAGAUGUAAAAUCUACAGCAUUCUGUUUUCGGUCUUCCAAGGAAAAGUUGGAUGUAGGGACAAGAAAAGAGGUGGAUGGAAUGGGAGCACCUGAAAUAAAAUAUGGGGAUUCGAUAUGCUUCAUACAACAUGUAGACACGGGCUUAUGGCUCACAUACCAAUCUGCUGAUGCAAAGUCUGUAAGAAUGGGAUCUGUGCAGCGCAAGGCAAUAAUGCACCAUGAAGGUCACAUGGAUGAUGGUUUAACAUUGUCCAGAUCUCAACAUGAAGAAUCCCGUACAGCACGCGUCAUCCGUAGUACAGUCUUCCUUUUCAACAGGUUUAUAAGGGGCCUUGAUGCUCUCAGUAAGAAAGCGAAGUCUUCCACGGUUGAUUUACCCAUUGAGUCAGUCAGUCUGAGCCUUCAAGACUUGAUUGGCUACUUUCACCCCCCUGAUGAACAUUUGGAGCAUGAAGACAAGCAAAACAGGCUGCGAGCACUGAAGAAUCGCCAGAAUCUCUUUCAGGAAGAGGGUAUGAUCAACCUUGUCCUUGAAUGUAUUGAUCGCUUGAAUGUAUACAGCAGUGCAGCUCAUUUUGCAGAUGUAGCUGGGAAGGAGGCUGGAGAAGCGUGGAAAUCUAUUCUGAAUUCUUUGUAUGAAUUACUAGCGGCUCUGAUUAGAGGGAAUCGUAAAAACUGUGCUCAAUUUUCUGGAUCUCUUGAUUGGUUGAUCAGCAGAUUAGAAAGACUGGAAGCUUCUUCUGGAAUUCUAGAGGUUUUACACUGUGUGUUGGUGGAAAGUCCAGAAGCUCUAAACAUUAUUAAGGAGGGACACAUUAAAUCAAUUAUCUGUCUUUUGGAUAAACAUGGAAGAAACCAUAAGGUUUUGGAUGUCUUGUGCUCUCUCUGUGUAUGUCAUGGAGUAGCUGUGCGGUCUAAUCAACAUCUAAUCUGUGACAAUCUCCUGCCAGGAAGAGAUCUGCUUUUACAGACACGUCUUGUCAACCAUGUGAACAGCAUGCGACCCAACAUCUUCUUGGGGAUUAGUGAAGGCUCUGCCCAAUACAGAAAGUGGUACUAUGAACUUAUGGUGGACCAUCUGGAGCCCUUUGUAACUGCAGAAUCAACUCAUCUACGAGUGGGCUGGGCAUCAACAGAGGGCUACUCACCGUAUCCUGGUGGAGGAGCAGAAUGGGGAGGAAAUGGUGUUGGUGAUGAUUUGUAUUCUUAUGGCUUUGAUGGUCUGCAUCUGUGGUCAGGUUGUGUAGCACGGACAGUAAACUCCCCCAACCAACAUCUGUUAAGAACUGAUGACGUUAUUAGCUGCUGUUUGGAUCUGAGUGCCCCCAGCAUCUCUUUCCGGAUAAAUGGUCAGCCAGUUCAAGGAAUGUUUGAGAAUUUCAACAUAGAUGGCCUCUUCUUCCCAGUUGUCAGCUUCUCAGCAGGAAUAAAGGUACGUUUCUUGCUUGGAGGUCGCCAUGGAGAGUUCAAAUUCCUUCCUCCACCCGGGUAUGCCCCUUGCUUUGAAGCUGUCCUACCAAAGGAAAAACUGAAAGUGGAGCACAGCCGGGAGUACAAACAGGAUCGCAGCUAUACAAGAGACCUAUUGGGUCCAACUAUCUCUCUGUCACAAGCAGCUUUCACCCCAGUUCCUGUAGAUACCAGCCAGAUUGUUUUGCCUCCACACCUGGAAAGGAUUAGAGAAAAAUUAGCAGAGAACAUCCAUGAACUUUGGGUUAUGAAUAAAAUUGAACUUGGCUGGCAGUAUGGACCAGUUAGAGAUGACAACAAAAGACAACACCCAUGCUUAGUGGAGUUCUCAAAAUUACCAGAGCAGGAAAGAAAUUAUAACUUGCAAAUGUCACUUGAAACACUCAAAACCCUGCUAGCAUUAGGCUGCCAUGUUGGAAUUGCUGAUGAACAUGCUGAAGAAAAAGUGAAAAAAAUGAAACUUCCAAAGAAUUACCAGUUGUCAAGCGGAUAUAAGCCUGCUCCCAUGGAUCUGAGUUUUAUCAAACUGACCCCCUCUCAAGAGGCUAUGGUGGAUAAGCUGGCAGAGAAUGCUCACAAUGUGUGGGCAAGGGACCGUAUCAGGCAAGGCUGGACAUAUGGUAUCCAGCAGAGCCAACGAGCCAGCCAGCAGAGGGAGCACAAGUUAACUAAUAAACCCUGUUCCCAGAACUGUGCUGACAGCUAUGAUGACACUGAUCACACACAAGAUGUGAAAAAUAGACGCAAUCCUCGCCUUGUCCCUUAUGCCCUUUUGGACGAUCGAACCAAAAAGUCAAACAAAGAUAGUCUCCGGGAAGCAGUCCGCACCCUUCUUGGCUAUGGUUACAACCUAGAAGCUCCUGAUCAGGAUCAUGCAACAAGACUAGACAUAUGCAGUGGGAUAAUAGAAAAAUUCAGGAUCUUCCGCACAGAAAAGACUUACUCAGUGAAGGCUGGGAAGUGGUACUUCGAGUUUGAGGCAGUCACUGCAGGAGACAUGAGAGUUGGCUGGACCAGGCCAGCUUGUCUGCCAGAUCAGGAACUUGGCUCAGAUGAAGAAGCUUUUGUUUUUGAUGGCUUUAAGGCACAGCGGUGGCAUCAGGGUAAUGAGCAUUUUGGCCGCUCCUGGUUGGCAGGAGAUGUUGUUGGAUGUAUGGUUGACAUGAAUGAACACACUAUGAUGUUCACCUUGAAUGGUGAAAUCCUACUUGAUGACUCAGGUUCGGAACUUGCAUUCAAGGACUUUGAGGUUGGCGAUGGGUUUCUACCUGUGUGCAGCCUGGGCUUAUCUCAAGUGGGAAGAAUGAACUUUGGAAAAGAUGUCAGCACUCUAAAAUAUUUCACUAUCUGUGGCUUACAGGAAGGGUAUGAGCCCUUCGCUGUUAAUACAAACAGAGACAUCACCAUUUGGCUGAGCAAAAGACUCCCUCAGUUCCUAUCAGUGCCAUUAAACCAUGAACAUAUCGAGGUAAUGAGAAUUGAUGGCACCAUAGACAGCUGUCCCUGCCUGAAGGUCACACAGAAGUCAUUUGGUUCACAGAACAGUAAAUCAGACGUCAUGUUUUUUCGAUUAAGUAUGCCUAUUGAAUGUGCUGAGGUGUUCUCCAGGACAGCUGCAGGAGGGUUAACAGGCACUGGUCUUUUUGGCCCUAAGAAUGACUUGGAGGAUUACGAUGCUGAUUCUGAUUUUGAGGUUCUAAUGAAAACUGCUCAUGGUCAUCUAGUGCCUGACCGGACAGAAAGAGACAAAGAUGCCACAAGACCAGAGUUUAACAAUCAUAAAGAUUACACUCAAGAAAAACCUUCACGUCUUAAACAAAGAUUUAUGCUGAGGAGGACAAAGCCUGAUUAUAGCACAAGCCACUCUGCACGACUUACUGAGGAUGUGCUAGCAGAUGAUAGGGAUGACUAUGAUUAUUUGAUGCAAACUUCCACGUACUAUUAUUCGGUGAGAAUAUUUCCUGGUCAAGAACCUGCUAAUGUCUGGGUGGGCUGGAUUACGUCUGACUUUCAUCAGUAUGACACAAUCUUUGACUUGGACAGAGUGCGCACAGUCACAGUUACACUGGGAGAUGAAAAGGGGAAGGUUCAUGAGAGUAUCAAACGCAGCAACUGCUAUAUGGUGUGUGCAGGAGAGAGCAUGAGUCCUGGACAAGGACGCAAUAAUAAUGGGCUGGAGAUUGGUUGCUUGGUUGAUGCUGCCAGUGGUCUGCUGACCUUCACAGCUAAUGGCAAGGAACUAGGCACAUACUAUCAGGUUGAACCAAGUACUAAGCUAUUUCCUGCUGUAUUUGCUCAAGCUACAAGCCCCAAUGUUUUCCAGUUUGAAUUGGGAAGAAUAAAGAAUGUGAUGCCAUUAUCUGCUGGUUUGUUCAAAAGUGAACACAAAAACCCAGUCUCUCAAUGCCCUCCGCGUCUCCAUGUCCAGUUUCUGACUCACGUGCUUUGGAGCAGAGUGCCAAACCACUUCCUGAAGGUUGACGUCUCUCGGAUCAGUGAACGUCAAGGCUGGAUGAUACAAUGCUUGAAUCCUUUGCAGUUCAUGGCCCUUCAUAUUCCAGAAGAAAAUAGGACAAUUGAUAUUUUAGAGCUAACAGAACAAGAAGAAUUGCUGAAAUUUCACUAUCAUACCCUCCGAUUGUAUUCAGCUGUUUGUGCUUUAGGAAACAACCGGGUGGCCCAUGCUAUGUGUAGCCAUGUGGAUGAGUCUCAGCUCCUGUAUGCUAUUGAGAAUAAGUAUAUGCCAGGAUUAUUACGUGCAGGAUAUUAUGACUUACUUAUUGACAUCCAUCUCAAUACCUAUGCCACUGCCAGGUUAAUGAUGAAUAAUGAAUUUAUUGUUCCAAUGACAGAUGAGACCAAGAGUAUUACCUUGUUUCCUGAUGAAAACAAAAAACAUGGCCUUCCUGGUAUAGGACUUAGCACUUCCUUAAGGCCAAGAAUGCAGUUCUCCUCCCCAAGUUUUGUAAGCAUUAGCAGUGAAUGCUUUCAGUUCAGUCCUGAAUUCCCUCUGGAAAUCUUAAAGGCCAAAACAAUAGAGAUGCUGACUGAAGCUGUUCAGGAGGGCAGCCUCCAUGUUAGAGAUCCAGUUGGAGGCUCUACAGAAUUUCUUUUUGUCCCUCUCAUCAAGCUGUUUUACACCCUCCUGAUUAUGGGAAUCUUCCAUAAUGGGGAUCUGAAACACAUCUUGCAGUUGAUUGAGCCCCGGGUUUUCAAAGAAGCGAUGAGUCAGGAGGAUGAAAGUGAUUUCUCAGAGAAGGAGCUGAGUUCAGAUGAGCUCAAGGCAGAAGAAGGAGAGGAAGAAACCAAAGGGGAGCAAGUGCCGAAGGAAGGACUCCUUCAGAUGAAGCUUCCUGAACCUGUUAAAUUACAGAUGUGUCAUCUACUCCAGUACCUGUGUGAUUGCCAGGUACGACACCGGAUAGAAGCCAUUGUAGCAUUUUCUGAUGAUUUUGUGGCCAGGCUUCAAGAGAAUCAGCGCUUCCGAUACAACGAAGUAAUGCAGGCCUUGAAUAUGUCUGCUGCCCUGACAGCUAGAAAAACAAAAGAAUUUCGUUCCCCACCUCAGGAACAGAUUAACAUGCUGCUGAACUUUAAAGAUGAUAAAAAUGAUUGUCCUUGCCCUGAAGAAAUUCGGGAUCAACUCUUGGAUUUCCAUGAAGACCUAAUGGCACACUGUGGAAUCGAACUAGAUGAAGAUGGAACCUUGGAUGGAAAUAGUGAUUUAACCAUUAGGGGUCGCCUUCUAUACCUUAUGGAAAAAGUCACAUAUCUGAAGAAAAAGCAAGCUGAGAAGCCAGUUGAUGAUGAUACUAAGACAUCCUCUACUCUUCAGCAGUUGAUUUCAGACACAAUGGUACGCUGGGCCCAGGAGUCAGUAAUAGAAGACCCGGAGUUAGUGAGGGCCAUGUUUGUGUUGCUACAUCGCCAAUAUGAUGGUAUUGGUGGCUUGGUUCGAGCCCUACCAAAGACCUACACCAUAAACAGUGUGUCAGUGGAAGACACAAUCAAUCUUCUAGCAUCCCUCGGCCAAAUCCGUUCCUUGCUCAGUGUCAGAAUGGGGAAGGAGGAAGAAAAACUUAUGAUUCGUGGAUUAGGAGACAUCAUGAAUAAUAAAGUAUUUUACCAACAUCCAAAUCUCAUGAGAGCUCUAGGUAUGCACGAGACUGUCAUGGAAGUGAUGGUAAAUGUGCUUGGUGGAGGAGAGUCCAAGGAAAUCACUUUUCCAAAGAUGGUGGCAAACUGCUGUCGUUUUCUAUGUUAUUUUUGCCGCAUUAGCAGGCAGAAUCAAAAGGCUAUGUUUGAUCAUCUUAGCUAUUUAUUGGAAAACAGUAGUGUUGGCCUUGCCUCUCCUUCUAUGCGAGGAUCAACUCCUUUAGAUGUUGCAGCAGCGUCUGUGAUGGAUAACAAUGAACUUGCACUAGCUUUAAGGGAACCUGAUCUUGAGAAGGUGGUUCGCUACUUGGCUGGAUGUGGAUUGCAGAGUUGUCCUUUGCUGGUUUCUAAAGGCUACCCAGACAUUGGAUGGAAUCCAGUUGAAGGAGAACGAUAUUUGGAUUUUCUUCGUUUUGCUGUUUUUUGCAAUGGAGAGAGCGUGGAGGAGAAUGCUAAUGUUGUAGUCAGGCUGCUUAUCCGUCGACCUGAAUGUUUCGGUCCAGCUCUAAGAGGAGAAGGAGGCAAUGGGUUGCUUGCCACCAUGGAGGAAGCAAUAAAAAUAUCAGAAGAUCCAACAAGAGAUGGACCUUCCCCAAGUAAUGGAUCUGGUAAAACCCUUGAAAUGGAAGAACAAGAAGAUGACACUAUUCACAUGGGAAAUGCCAUCAUGACCUUUUAUGCAGCUCUGAUUGAUCUCUUAGGACGCUGUGCCCCUGAAAUGCAUCUAAUCCACGCAGGUAAAGGGGAAGCCAUUAGGAUCAGGUCAAUUCUACGGUCUUUGAUUCCACUGGAAGAUUUGGUGGGCGUAAUUAGUAUUCCUUUCCACAUGCCAACCAUAGCUAAAGAUGGUACUGUGGUGGAACCUGACAUGUCUGCGGGGUUUUGCCCAGAUCACAAGGCAGCCAUGGUUUUGUUCCUUGACAGGGUCUAUGGAAUUGAAGACCAGGAUUUUCUUCUACAUCUUCUUGAAGUUGGCUUUCUGCCAGAUCUCCGUGCUGCUGCUUCUUUAGAUACGGCUGCUUUAAGUGCUACAGAUAUGGCUUUGGCUCUGAAUCGAUACCUUUGCACUGCCGUCUUGCCUUUGUUGACCAGAUGUGCUCCUCUUUUUGCUGGCACAGAGCACCAUGCUUCCCUCAUUGAUUCCUUAUUACAUACCGUGUACAGACUAUCAAAGGGCUGCUCUCUUACCAAAGCUCAGCGAGAUUCCAUCGAAGAAUGUUUACUCUCUAUCUGUGGGCAGUUGAGGCCUUCCAUGAUGCAGCAUUUGCUGAGAAGAUUAGUAUUUGAUGUUCCUCUAUUAAAUGAACAUGCGAAGAUGCCUCUCAAGUUGCUGACAAAUCAUUAUGAAAGAUGCUGGAAGUAUUAUUGUUUGCCAGGUGGAUGGGGUAACUUUGGUGCUGCCUCAGAAGAAGAACUUCAUUUAUCCAGAAAGUUGUUCUGGGGUAUUUUUGAUGCCUUGUCUCAAAAGAAGUAUGAACAAGAACUCUUCAAACUGGCAUUGCCUUGUCUGAGUGCAGUUGCAGGGGCCUUACCCCCGGACUAUAUGGAAUCAAAUUAUGUCAGUAUGAUGGAAAAACAAUCUUCAAUGGAUUCAGAUGGGAACUUUAACCCUCAGCCUGUUGAUACCUCAAACAUUAUUAUCCCUGAAAAGCUAGAAUAUUUCAUUAACAAAUAUGCAGAACACUCUCAUGAUAAAUGGUCAAUGGAAAAGUUUGCCAAUGGAUGGGUAUAUGGUGAAACAUAUUCUGAAUCUGCGAAAGUGCAACCAUUAAUGAAACAAUAUAAAUUACUGUCCGAAAAGGAGAAAGAAAUUUAUCGAUGGCCAAUAAAAGAAUCACUGAAAACCAUGCUGGCAUGGGGAUGGCGGAUUGAAAGAACACGGGAGGGAGACUCCAUGGCUGUCUAUAAUCGAACACGUCGCAUAUCUCAAACCAGUCAAAUCUCUGUAGAUACAGCCCACGGUUACAGCCCUCGAGCAAUUGACAUGAGCAAUGUCACCCUCUCCAGAGACGUUCAUGCUAUGGCUGAGAUGAUGGCUGAAAACUACCAUAACACAUGGGCAAAGAAAAAGAAAAUGGAGCUUGAAGCAAAAGUAGGAGGAGGCAACCAUCCUCUUCUGGUUCCCUAUGAUACACUCACAGCCAAAGAAAAAGCCAAGGACAGAGAAAAAGCACAGGAUAUUCUGAAAUUUCUACAGAUUAAUGGAUAUGUUGUCUCCAGAGGACUUAAGGACCUGGAAUUAGACACGCCUUCCAUUGAGAAACGCUUUGCCUACAGCUUUCUUCAGCAGCUUAUAAGAUAUGUGGAUGAAGCCCAUCAGUACAUUCUGGAGUUUGAUGGUGGCAGCAGAGGCAAAGGAGAGCACUUCCCAUAUGAACAAGAAAUCAAGUUCUUUGCCAAAGUUGUGCUCCCUUUGAUUGAUCAGUAUUUCAAAAAUCAUCGCCUCUAUUUCUUAUCUGCAGCAAGUAGGCCUCUCAGCAGUGGAGGCCAUGCCUCUAAUAAGGAGAAGGAAAUGGUGACAAGCCUGUUCUGCAAACUUGGAGUUCUUGUCAGGCAUAGGAUUUCACUGUUUGGAAAUGAUGCAGCAUCAAUUGUCAACUGUCUUCAUAUACUGGGCCAGACCUUGGAUGCAAGGACUGUGAUGAAAACUGGUCUGGAGUCUGUUAAGAUGGCAUUGAGAGCAUUUUUGGACAAUGCUGCUGAGGAUCUGGAGAAAACAAUGGAAAAUCUUAAGCAAGGCCAGUUUACACACACCAGAAACCAGCCAAAGGGAGUGACACAAAUCAUUAAUUAUACCACAGUGGCUCUUCUACCGGUGCUAUCUUCAUUAUUUGAGCAUAUUGCACAGCACCAGUUUGGGGAAGAUUUAAUAUUGGAAGAUGUUCAGGUCUCUUGUUACAGAAUAUUGGCCAGUUUAUAUGCUCUGGGAACCAGCAAGAGUAUCUAUGUAGAGCGGCAACGAUCAGCACUAGGAGAAUGCUUGGCUGCUUUCUCGGGUGCAUUUCCAGUGGCUUUUUUGGAAACUCACUUGAACAAACAUAAUACCUACUCAAUUUACAAUACCAAGAAUGCAAGAGACAGAGCAGUUCUCAAUUUGCCUACUGGUGUAGAAGAGGUCUGCCCAAAUAUUCCUUCCUUGGUGAAACUAAUGGAAGAAAUUGUGGAACUGGCAGAGUCUGGUAUUCGUUACACACAAAUGCCACAUAUAAUGGAAGUGAUACUGCCUAUGCUGUGUAGUUACAUGUCACACUGGUGGGAACAUGGGCCAGAAAAUAACCCUGACAAGGCUGAAAUGUGUUGUACAGCCUUGACAUCAGAGCACAUGAACACUCUGUUGGGUAACAUACUGAAAAUCAUCUAUAACAACCUUGGUAUUGAUGAAGGAGCAUGGAUGAAGAGAUUAGCAGUGUUUUCCCAGCCCAUCAUAAGCAAAGCGAAGCCCCAGCUCUUAAAGACACACUUCCUGCCACUGAUGGAUAAGCUAAAGAAAAAAGCAGCAGUGGUUGUAUCGGAUGAAGAACACCUAAGAGCAGAAGGCAGAGGUGACAUGUCGGAGGCUGAACUGCUCAUCCUAGAUGAGUUCACCACUUUGGCACGGGACCUCUAUGCCUUCUACCCUUUGUUGAUUAGAUUUGUGGAUUAUAACAGGGCAAAAUGGCUAAAAGAGCCCAACCCUGAAGCUGAGGAAUUGUUCCGCAUGGUGGCUGAGGUCUUCAUUUACUGGUCAAAAUCUCAUAAUUUUAAAAGGGAAGAACAGAACUUUGUGGUACAAAAUGAAAUCAACAACAUGUCUUUCCUUAUCACUGACACCAAAUCAAAGAUGUCCAAGGCAGCAGUUUCUGACCAGGAGAGGAAGAAGAUGAAGCGAAAAGGUGACCGGUACUCUAUGCAGACCUCGCUCAUUGUGGCAGCACUGAAGAGAUUGCUUCCCAUUGGCCUAAAUAUUUGUGCCCCUGGAGACCAAGAGCUAAUUGCACUAGCCAAAAAUCGAUUCAGCAUGAAAGAUACUGAGGAUGAAGUUCGAGAUAUCAUCCGCAGUAAUCUUCAUCUCCAGGGCAAGCUUGAAGAUCCUGCCAUUAGGUGGCAGAUGGCACUUUACAAAGAUUUACCAAACAGGACUGAAGAUUCCUCAGAUCCAGAGAAGACAGUGGAAAGAGUUCUUGAUAUAGCUAAUGUACUGUUUCACCUGGAGCAGGUUGAGCAUCCCCAGCGGUCCAAAAAAGCAGUGUGGCAUAAGCUGUUGUCUAAACAGAGGAAAAGAGCAGUAGUUGCCUGCUUUAGAAUGGCACCAUUGUAUAAUCUUCCCAGGCACCGAGCUGUCAAUCUCUUUCUUCAAGGCUAUGAUAAAUCUUGGAUUGAAACAGAAGAACACUAUUUUGAAGAUAAACUGAUAGAAGACUUAGCAAAACCUGGAGAGGAACCACCAGAGGAAGAUGAAGGUCUUAAAAGAGUUGAUCCUUUACAUCAACUUAUUCUGCUAUUCAGUCGAACAGCCUUAACUGAAAAAUGCAAAUUGGAUGAAGAUUUCCUGUACAUGGCUUAUGCUGACAUUAUGGCAAAGAGCUGUCAUGAUGAAGAAGAUGAUGAUGGCGAAGAGGAAGUGAAGAGCUUUGAAGUCACAGGAUCCCAACGCAGCAAGGAAAAAGAAAUGGAAAAGCAAAAACUUCUGUACCAGCAAGCCAGAUUGCAUGACCGGGGUGCUGCCGAGAUGGUUCUUCAGACGAUCAGUGCUAGUAAAGGUGAGAUGGGGCCAAUGGUUGCAGCUACCCUAAAGCUAGGGAUUGCCAUCUUAAAUGGAGGAAAUUCUACGGUUCAACAGAAAAUGCUUGACUACCUGAAGGAUAAAAAGGAUGUGGGUUUCUUUCAGAGCCUUGCUGGUCUUAUGCAGUCUUGUAGUGUUCUUGACCUAAAUGCGUUCGAACGUCAAAACAAAGCAGAAGGCCUUGGCAUGGUGACUGAAGAGGGAUCAGGAGAAAAGGUGAUGCAGGAUGAUGAAUUCACAUGUGACCUCUUCCGCUUCCUCCAAUUGCUCUGUGAAGGACAUAAUUCAGAUUUUCAGAAUUACCUGAGAACUCAGACUGGUAACAACACAACUGUUAAUAUUAUUAUUUCCACAGUGGAUUACUUAUUGAGAGUUCAGGAAUCUAUUAGUGAUUUCUAUUGGUAUUAUUCUGGGAAGGAUGUUAUUGAUGAGCAAGGACAACGAAACUUUUCCAAAGCCAUCCAGGUUGCAAAACAGGUUUUCAAUACUCUCACAGAGUAUAUCCAGGGACCAUGUACUGGGAACCAGCAGAGUCUGGCACACAGCAGGCUGUGGGAUGCAGUGGUUGGUUUUCUUCAUGUGUUUGCGCACAUGCAAAUGAAACUGUCUCAGGAUUCCAGUCAAAUAGAAUUACUUAAAGAAUUAAUGGAUCUUCAGAAGGAUAUGGUUGUCAUGCUGCUGUCUAUGCUGGAAGGUAAUGUUGUGAAUGGAACUAUUGGCAAGCAGAUGGUUGAUAUGCUUGUGGAAUCGUCCAACAACGUGGAGAUGAUCCUGAAGUUUUUUGAUAUGUUCUUAAAACUUAAGGAUUUGACUUCCUCUGAUGCAUUCAAAGAAUAUGACCCUGAUGGUAAAGGCAUAAUUUCAAAGAGGGAUUUUCACAAGGCAAUGGAAAGCCAUAAGCAUUACACUCAAUCUGAAACUGAGUUUCUGCUAUCGUGUGCUGAAACAGAUGAGAAUGAGACCCUAGACUAUGAGGAAUUUGUGAAGCGGUUCCAUGAACCUGCCAAAGACAUUGGUUUCAAUGUUGCUGUUCUCCUGACCAACCUCUCAGAACACAUGCCCCAUGAUACCCGCUUGCAGACUUUUCUUGAGCUGUCGGAAAGUGUCCUGAAUUAUUUUCAGCCCUUCCUUGGACGCAUAGAAAUCAUGGGCAGUGCAAAACGCAUUGAACGAGUUUAUUUUGAAAUAAGUGAGUCAAGUCGGACUCAGUGGGAGAAACCUCAGGUAAAAGAAUCAAAGAGACAAUUUAUAUUUGAUGUUGUAAAUGAAGGAGGAGAGAAAGAAAAGAUGGAGCUUUUUGUUAACUUCUGUGAGGAUACCAUCUUUGAAAUGCAGCUGGCUGCUCAGAUCUCUGAAUCAGAUCUGAAUGAAAGGUCAGCAAAUAAAGAGGAGAGUGAGAAAGAUAAGCCUGAGGAACAGGAUCCUCGAAUGGGUUUUUUCUCUCUUGUGACUAUGAAAUCAGCAUUAGUAGCGCUUAAGUAUAAUUUAAUGACUCUUAUGAAAAUGCUCAGCAUGAAGAGCCUAAAGAAACAAAUGAAAAAGGUGAAGAAAAUGACCAUGAAGGACAUGAUCUUGGCUUUGUUUUCUUCUUAUUGGAGCAUUUUGAUGGGCUUACUGCAUUUUGCAUAUAGUGUCUUCCGAGGCUUCUUUCGCAUUGUGUACAGUUUGCUACUUGGAGGGAGCCUAGUAGAAGGAGCAAAGAAAAUCAAGGUGGCUGAACUACUAGCUAAUAUGCCAGAUCCUACUCAGGAUGAGGUGCGUGGGGAAGGAGAAGAAGGGGAGAGGAAACCAACAGAAACUGCUUUGCCUACAGAAGAUCUGACAGAUUUGAGAACUUUAUCAGAUGAUAGUGAUCUACUCUCAGAUAUAUUUGGUUUGGAUUUGAAACGAGAAGGUGGCCAGUAUAAAUUGAUACCUCAUAAUCCAAAUGCUGGUUUGAGUGAUUUAUUAAGCACUCCUUCCUUAGUUCCGAUGCCUGAGGUGCAGGAAAAAGUACAGGAGCAGGUGAAAGAAGAUGAAAAGGAAGAGAAGGAAGAAACAAAAUCUGAACCUGAAAAAGCAGAAGGAGAAGAUGGGGAAAAAGAAGACAAAGCCAAGGAAGACAAAGGAAAACAGAAAUUAAGACAGCUUCAUACUCAUAGAUAUGGAGAACCAGAUGUUCAGGAAUCAGCUUUCUGGAAAAAAAUCAUUGCAUAUCAACAGAAGCUUCUUAACUAUUUUGCUCGGAACUUUUAUAACAUGAGGAUGUUGGCAUUGUUUGUUGCUUUUGCCAUCAACUUCAUCCUGCUCUUCUAUAAGGUUUCAACCUCUGCUGUGACAGAAGAAAAGGAAGUUCCUGUGGUACCUGCUGGUGAAAGCUCCAAGCUGAACAGCCUGGAAAGCGACAGCAACAGGGUCAUUGCAGUGCAUUAUGUCCUGGAAGAAAGCAGUGGCUACAUGGAACCCACACUGCGGAUUUUGGCUAUCCUGCACACAGUCAUCUCCUUCUUCUGCAUCAUAGGGUAUUACUGUUUGAAAGUUCCUUUGGUUAUUUUUAAGCGGGAAAAGGAAGUGGCAAGGAAAUUGGAAUUUGAUGGGCUGUAUAUAACUGAACAGCCCUCAGAAGAUGACAUUAAAGGGCAGUGGGACAGACUUGUUAUCAACACACAGUCUUUUCCAAACAAUUAUUGGGACAAAUUUGUGAAAAGAAAGGUCAUGGAUAAAUAUGGUGAGUUCUAUGGCCGUGACAGAAUCAGUGAGUUACUAGGAAUGGACAAAGCUGCUCUCGAUUUUAGUGAUGCUCGAGAAAAGAAGAAACCAAAGAAAGAUAGCUCCUUAUCUGCUGUGCUAAAUUCCAUUGAUGUUAAGUAUCAGAUGUGGAAAUUAGGAGUUGUUUUCACUGAUAAUUCUUUCCUUUAUCUGGCUUGGUACAUGACCAUGUCAGUCCUUGGCCAUUACAACAAUUUUUUCUUUGCUGCUCAUCUCCUUGAUAUUGCAAUGGGAUUCAAGACAUUACGAACUAUCCUCUCAUCAGUGACCCACAAUGGCAAACAGCUUGUGCUAACAGUGGGAUUACUGGCAGUAGUUGUAUACUUGUACACAGUAGUGGCAUUCAAUUUUUUCCGCAAGUUCUACAACAAGAGUGAAGAUGGUGAUAUGCCAGAUAUGAAAUGUGAUGAUAUGCUAACAUGCUACAUGUUUCACAUGUAUGUUGGAGUGCGUGCAGGUGGAGGCAUCGGUGAUGAAAUAGAGGAUCCAGCAGGAGAUGAAUAUGAAAUCUAUCGGAUUAUCUUUGAUAUCACUUUCUUCUUCUUUGUGAUUGUCAUCCUCCUGGCAAUUAUACAAGGUUUAAUUAUUGAUGCUUUUGGUGAGUUAAGAGAUCAGCAAGAGCAAGUCAAGGAAGAUAUGGAGACAAAAUGCUUUAUCUGUGGAAUAGGAAAUGACUACUUUGAUACAGUGCCCCAUGGCUUUGAAACACACACGCUACAGGAGCACAACUUGGCCAAUUAUCUGUUUUUUCUGAUGUAUCUUAUUAACAAAGAUGAAACAGAGCAUACAGGGCAGGAAUCCUAUGUAUGGAAAAUGUACCAAGAACGAUGCUGGGAGUUUUUUCCUGCUGGUGAUUGCUUCCGAAAACAAUAUGAAGAUCAACUAAACUAAGCAGAGAUGAGGAUUUCCGCUUGAAAAUAUGUCCAUGUAUUUCCCAGCUCUAUUGGGAAUGUCUAAAAGAUUUCUUAAAUUCCCAAAGCUAUGUGCUUUUUGGAGCACCAAAGCUCUGUUUUUAAUGACCUGACUGUGCUUUUAGUUUCUUGUGUAUUUGCUUUGAGAACACUGGAGUAAAGAACAAUGAAAAAUAACAGCAACUCUGGAAAACAAACCAACCGCUCACACACACACACACACACACACACACACACACACACACACACACACACGCACACAAAAUAUCCGUAUACAUAACAUGUACACAUAAAAAGAGACUUAAGACAGCUUAUUUCUGAAACUGCCAGAUGACACCCUUGUCUCUGAGAUCACACAUGGGGUGGCAUGGUAGCAACACUCAUUCAAUCUAUUUAUUUCGUCAUCCUGGAAGGAACUAUAUGUAGUUCACGGAGCACUGUAAAAGAUUGUUGUGGACACUGAGCUGUGGGGAAAUAGUGCCUUACUAUAUGUGGGUUGAGCUAUGCAGAAGAUGAGUGCAUGGUGACAUCUUUUUUUUUUUCUUUACAUUCUCCCUUUCUUCCAAGUUAAUGUUUAUUUUGUGUUCUUGGUGGGCUUGGGAGGAAGGGAUUUGGUUGUGCACAUCUUUUUAAUAAGACUGGAGUGUCUCAGGACAAGAGUAGGCUAUUCUCAUCAAGCUAAUUCCACAUUUACCUUCCUCUUUAGCUCUUGCUCUUAUUUUGGUAAUGCUCUGAUGCAACACUGCAACUUUAUGAAAUCUUUGUAUGAGAACAAGAUGACUGCAAAAAACACUUUAAGAAGAAAUGUUUCAUUGCAUGUUUAUUAUGCAAGUUUAAAACAAUCAAAAAAGCCAACCUUCAGAAGCAAGUUGAUCAACAUGAGAAAAACAUUCACAAUAAUAUAUCCAUAGUAAUAAAGUGUUGUGGGCUUUAUUGUACAUUUGGAACGAGUGUCAUCAGCCAACAAUGUAUAUGUUAUGAAUUUGAUGGUAAUUUGGGUUUCUUUUUCUUUCUUUCUUUCAUUUCUGCCACCUGUGAUCAAUAGUGGAGUUGAAGAUUUUCUCAUUAAAUUAUUUUUUAAAAUCAAAGCUGAAGCAAUAUCCAUUCAGGGAUUCCAUCAGUUGCAUCAUGAAACACCAAUGAUGUACAUUACUCCAUUUUGAGUCCUUUUCAAUUGUAAUGCCAGUCUUUACAAAUAAAAAGACAGAUUCAGAAUGGAAGCAAGCUGGUUUUGGUAGCAUGUGAGAUCUUCCUUAUGGAGUGUUUUUAUUCUUAGGGAGUAUUUUUAUUAAUCCCUGAGUUAAUUACAUCCACUUCAAAACAGGAUUAAUCUGCUGUUUCCUAUAAUGAAAGAUUUUUUUCCUUCUGGACUUCAUGCUGUUCUGUCUCUCCACCUCAUUUCUUUACAGGCCACAACUUUAUCAUAAAAGAAACUGGCUAUGCCAAUAUUCAGGUAUAACUAAGAGAUGUUGUAACAAAGGAAAUAAUCCUUUAGGAAAUAAUAAUCCUAAAAUAUUCUAACCCAAACUUUCAGUUCAGCUGAGUAUGAACAUUGCUACUCUGAAAUUGGGAUCCUGAAGAGAUUCUGGUUUAAAAUUCUCUCCAAUUCUAGACCCCUUGAAGCCAGAGUGUGGGGUGAGGGCUGGCAAUGGUGGGAGGGCAUGAGCCAGGCACUGCAGCCUCAGUUUGUUUUCAAAUUUAACUCCCGCCCAGGUGGGGGGUUCAUUCUGGCCUUGUUUUCUCCCUGUUCAGCAGAACUCCAUAGAACAGUUUUGAUUUGCUUUUCUUGGGUGUUGCAUAUUUGAUCUAGAAAUCAGAGAUAGCAAUAACAUUCCUUUUUGGGUGUAUGUCAUGAGAAGAGUUUUCCCAUGACGCACAGAUAUACACACACGCGCACACUCUCUUGGUGUUGCAGAUUUUACUGAGAAAUAUUUAACUAGUGAUUCUAACUGAUGUUUCAAGACCUCUUUGUUUUGAAAACAAAUUCAAGUGGACUUUGUAGGCAAAAAUGGGAAUAAAGUGGCAUGUUUCUUGAACCUCAACUUCCAUGUUACCUGGCUUCUGGGGCAUCCCUGCUGUUGAAUCCAAUAUUCUGUAUGAAAAAUAAAUGUGAAGCCACACUUAAACAUUAUAGUCUUUCAGGAUGAGAUCUACUGAUUGCAUAGUGAGAUAAAACAUUUCCUUUUAAGUACAAAAAACAUUCAUUUGUGGAGUAAUGUUAAUUAUAGCUUUCACAGAAGCAAGUUACUUCCUACAGCUAGGAACUGGUUCAUUAGGGUUUGCAAGAUCACUAUAGAAAAUGGAUGCAGAGAUGAUGGGAACUGGCUUGGAUAGACCCUCAGCCCCUGGUUGUGCUGUCCCCUGCAGAAUGGCUGUGGACUAUCUGUGACUCCCUGAAACUUCGCAUUUUUUGUUUCCUUCACAGCACAAAACUUGCUACUAAGAGCCUUUUUUAAAAAAAAAUACACAUCAGAGGGAAGAAAAGAAGCCCACUUUAAAAUUAAAAAAACAGAGCACAAGUCAUAGAAAUUGUUAGUGUUUAUUUUAAGAUUUCCAGUGAAUCCUACUGAUUUUGACACUAAUGUUCAUUUUUAACAGGACUGCUAUUCAGGCAGGUCACAUACUGCAUGAUGCAGAAAGUGGUAUCCAAGCUAAUAUUGUUUACUUUGUUUUAGAGUUAUACAAAGUGUAAGGCAAUUCUUACGGUUUGUUAAAAAAUAACUAAAUUUAUUGUGACAAAACUAAUAUCUUAGAAUUUUAGUGGAUAAGCUUCUGAAAGAGUAUGUUGUAAAGCAGUCAGUAAAAUAAGCAAUUUGUUCAUAUGAACACAGCCAACUAAUAUAGACAAUUCACUGCUUUUAUAGUUAUAUUAAAAGAAAUGGACAUUGGCAUGUUCUGUAUACUAGCACAACGUACAAAGGCAGGUAAUAAUAUGCCACUUGAAAAACACGACAGUUUUAAAUCCAAGAAAUUCAAUUUUAGUGCUUAUGUACUCAAUAUUUAAGAUAUAGUUAUGCUUACACUAAUGCUUUCUUUUUUUCAGCUGUUGUCUGAGGUUGUUUUACAGAAUGUGACAGUAAAACUGUAAUUUUCAAGAGGAUCUCCUACUCUUUAUUGAAGCUACUGGAGCUUUGCAGCUGUUUAGCUCUGAAUGUCAAGCAUAAAGAAAACUAAUAGCUCUAAAACCUGGAGUACGUCCUAGUGUAUUCAUGUUAAUCUCAGCAAAGAAACCAAGGGAUGAAUAGCAAUAGAAAAACAAAGUAAAAUGGAAGAGUAGUCGAGGCAAAAAGGUGUGUCUGUCUUAAGUGGUAAAGAUGACUGUUCUCAGCAGCUGAAGAUCUCUCGCAGCCAAACAGCAUCACUCUGCUGUGCAAAAGGAGUUCAAGAACUGAGACAAUUUUUGAUAUGCACAGCUUUCUUUUGUAACAAUAUAGCCAUGGGCUGAUCUGCAGUUGCAAAGUUUUGAGUUACGUAGUUGGGUGCUGGGUAGGAAGUUCUGAACUAAAGUUCAUCUGAAAAAUGUUUUUAAAUUUCUGAAAUGUAAAUGAAAAAACUCAUUGCAACAAAUCACAACAAACCAAAAGACUUUGCUCUAUCAAUCCAUGGUGUAAAUGCUCCAGGUUCACAUGCAAGUUGUAUUUGUCUGCUGUGUUGCUCAUUAGGAAUCUCAGUUAUUUAGACUACUACAUCUCUUUAUUAGGAAUAUGUUAAAUAAUGAUUACCUUUAGAACACAGAAGGGUGGCUAGAUACUGCUGAAUCAUGUGAUUCAGGAUUUGGAAUGAAUAAAAUAGUCCUGAUUAAUUCUUCCUUGCAUACUACUAGUGUCAUGAGAAGGAAACUGUGUGAACUGAAUGCAUUAGAAAAAAAGAGAAAAAACAAGGGAGAAUUAUAACAUGGAAAGUACUGAAGUAAAAGAAUAAAUAGACAGAUGAAAAAAAUAAUAUGAGAAUUAAUGAAUAUGAAAGAGGACAAAAUAAUUUGUAGGGGGACAAGCCAAGUGGCUUUGUGCAUAUUAAGCUUUUUUGAAGUACAUUCUUUUUUAUUGCUUUUUUGCCUGCCAGUAAGUUACCGCUACAUAAAAUGCCUGAUGCUCUGUUUCAUUCCAAAGAUUUUUUCCCUGUUUAAUUGAUUUUUCCUUUUUUAAUCAAUUAAAUAGCUAGCACAAAAUGCCAAAUAUAUAUACAACUAAACACACAUUUUUCCUUUCUAACCUGCACAGUAUUGUGAAGAAACAUGAAAUGGAAAGAGUAGGCUGUUUUGAAGUAUGGAGGUUGUUUGUUGGACAGAAAUAAUAAUCUUUUAUACUUCUAAGAGUAUGGUUCCAUGUUGUAUUUUUCCGCAGCAGAGCCAACCUGAAGCUGUUCCCAGUCCUCGUACAACCAGCUGCUCAAUACUGCCUUGUGUUUUUCUCUCAGUUAGUUACAUUUUAUGGUUUUGGGUAAACCACAAAAUGCAGUGAACCAGAUUAAGUCAGUUGUGGUUUUUCAACAGGGCAGCAAAUGCUUGAACUGGCAGUGCCAAUGGUGUUAUACUGUAAUCUGGAAAUCAGCAAGGAAUAAGCACAAAUACAAAAUAACACAAAAUGCAUAUUAUAUAGCUAUUUUUCCAAUAGACAUUCUCUUCAGAGAUACUGUAAAUUUCUUUUAAUAUCUAGUUUACUUCCAUCUCAAAAGAAUGCUUUAUAAUUACAUAAAGUAACUGGCCGGCUGAAUAAUCAGGAGAAGAAUGAAACAAGAACACUGAUGUCUUUUUGAAUAGCAAUUGCAUUCUGGAAAAGAAUUUGUAUAUUAAUAGAUUCUCUUGAAAGAGAAAAUUUUUCCCUCUGUUUUCAGAAAAUGGAAGAAAAGUGUAGGGUUACAGUUCUGUGACUAGUGAAGUUCAGACACUUUUUCUUCCCAGUUAGAGCAUCUGGAAACUUUGUGUGUGUAGGGUGACUAUGACAGCAUUGCCUAGAAACAGAUGUGUUAGACACAUGCCUUGAACUCUUGAAUUACUGAAUAUGUCUCUCUUGCAGCUACAAAAUGAAGUGGUUCUGGGACAGGUGAUCUGCAGUGCUGUGAUAGUUCUCCUAAUGCCAGUGGUCCUAUAUUCCUGUAUGUUUCAGUAGGGGAAAACAUUAUUAUUACAUGAAACCCUCUCGGAAGUAGCAGUUAGGUUGUACUUUUUAAUAUUGGUUUCAAAACUCAGAAGAGAGGCUAUGUAUGAUUUAGUCACUCCCAGAAGACUCAGGGCUUAUAGAGAGUCAUUGAGGAUCUCAGAGUAACUGUAGCCUAGAUCUCCUAAUUUUGGCAUGUAUCUAUUCACCUAAACCUUGGAAUACACUUCCUUCAGGGUACACUUAAUAGUCACUAAUAACUAAAUAGAUGACUUUUUAAAUAUAGCAUGAUUAAUUCUCUCUGUUCUAAUUAAGAUGCACUCAAGCUAGGAAUAAACUUUAAGGAUCUUUUUUCCUUCCUACUCGUCAACUGCACAUCUUUUGAGGUAUAUUAGAGCAAUGCUAUGAAUUGCUCUAAAAUUAGGCAUCAGCCAAAAUCUUUCACACUCCCCCCUCUCUCAACAACUGUCAUGCUAAAGUCUUAAAAGUACUGCAGCCCCAUCUUCCAUAACACAUGGUGGCAGAAGGCAGGAUUCAGCAAAGUAUGAGGUUUGCUUUACUUUAGCAUGUCAUAGUAACAUCAAUAAAAAGCCAUGUUUUCAGUUUGGAAAAACAUCCCAAUGUCAAAAUCAGAUAUAAUACGUAGGAGAGUAUGUCUUGAAACUGCUUAUGACAACUUUGCAGCGAACACUAUACAUCCUUUCUCUGGGCAGUAAGAUAUGCAUAGUCGUUUUCUUGCUUGGUGGGUUAAGUACGAAUGCAGCAUGCCAUGAAAAUAAAGAGGUGGGGGGUGUUGUUGUACUGUUUUCACUAGACCAUUGCUUCGUCUAGACAGGACUUGGUAAGAAAGGAGUGUUAAUUUACCACCCUGGCUCAGAAGGAUGGAUUUCAUGUCUUGAUUUAAUGUUUGACUGAGAAAAUUCCUAAUGCAGUAAACUGGAGCACUUCAUAAAUACUAAUAUCGUUUUGUACCUUUCAUCCAAAUUGUGAAAUUUCUCUUCAUUUGUUUGUUUUCUACAAGUUCUUUCUGAGCAAACCAUGUGGCAGGCCUGAAGAUUUUGUAAAGAAAAGACAGCUAUGUGGAAGUAAUUUGAUUUGACUGGAAAAAGCUGCUGAAAAUUGACAUCAUUGUGUUACAAAUGAGUAUGCAUUGUAAAAAAGGUGGAUAAUUUAAUUUUGAAUGUUUAUAAAAUGUUAUUAUGAUUAAUUAGAUAGUGAAGUUAGGUAGUAUCCAUGAAUAUUAAACACCUUAAAGAGCUCCUUGUACGAUGUUAUGAAGACAACACAGGCAUUUUGCUUCAUGCCUUUUAAGGAAUGGAAAAAUAAAAUGAAAGGACUUGAAAUAAUUUUAAAUCUUGCAAAAACUACUAGUGAAUAAAACAUGCUAUG